GGAGUAAUCCCCACCUUCCGAGUGAAGUUUCUGCUGAGGCUCCUGCGGGGCAGGCUGGAGGUGGAUCUCGACAAGGAUAAGCUGCUCUUCAAGCACAUGUGCUACGAAAUGGAACGGCUCCAUAAUGGUGGUGAUGUCACUUUCCACGACGUGCUCAGAUCUGUUGAUAUCAGAAAAAGUCUUCAACUGGAAGAGCUACUUGCUAGGGAGCAACUGGAAUAUACCAUAGAAGAGGAGGUGGCCAAGCAGACCAUCCGCAUGUGGCUGAAGAAGUGCCUGAAGCGAAUCAGAGCAAAACAGCAGCAGUCGUGCAGCAUUAUCCAUAGUCUACGAGAGAGUCAACAGCAGGAGCUGAGCCGCUUUCUGAAUCCUCCCAGCAUUGAGACAACACAGCCAAGUGAAGAUAUGAAUGCUGUUAAUCAGGAUAACAGUGCACAGCCAGAGACGAGUAGCCAGCAGCAGCUCCUUAGCCCGACACUUUCUGACAGAGGUGGCUACCAACAAGACUCUGCAGAUGCUGGGAAACCUCAGCGGAAAUUUGGACAAUGGCGUUUGCCAUCAGCCCCUAAACCAAUAAGCCAUUCAGUGUCUUCGGUCAACCUCCGCUUUGGUGGACGUUCAACUAUGAAAUCUGUUGUAUGCAAAAUGAAUCCCAUGUCUGAUGCUGCUUCGUGUGGAUCAGAAGUCAAGAAAUGGUGGACGAGACAAUUAACUGUGGAGAGUGAUGAAAGUGGAGAGGACCUUCUUGAUAUCUGAGAAAAAUUUAAGUCAUACUGCAACAACAGUGACCACUUCAAGUACAAUCUAAUUUUCUGUGUUUAGAGUUGAAGAUGCUGUGUGAUUUCUUAUUUAGUAACAUUUCUUUAGAAAGAUUUUAUUAUUCACAAAUGACCUGAAGAGGUCAGCACUGACUUCAUGUUCAAGGGAAGUAUUUUUACAAAAAGUACAGACUCUGAAUUACAAUUCUAAGCCUUUUCUGGACCUUUUUUAAAAAUAUGCAAGAUACAAGAUAACGUUUUAAAAUCAGAAGGUGAAGGAUUGGCUUUUAAAAUGUAAAUAUCUUU
This is a messenger RNA of Merops nubicus (carmine bee-eater), 1064 nucleotides long. RefSeq names its product sodium leak channel non-selective protein-like. Gene Ontology annotation, molecular function: monoatomic cation channel activity. The transcript has 6 exons. The annotation marks the transcript as partial. The record is from RefSeq and is a predicted model, not a curated record. Lineage: Eukaryota; Metazoa; Chordata; Aves; Coraciiformes; Meropidae.